Zea mays is the source of this 868-nucleotide messenger RNA. RefSeq lists its product as uncharacterized. The record is from RefSeq and is marked validated. The transcript has a single exon. Bases 162 to 587 code for a protein of 141 amino acids. NCBI's taxonomy places the organism in Eukaryota, Viridiplantae, Streptophyta, Magnoliopsida, Poales, Poaceae.
CUUGCAGGUCGGCUCACCCAACACCCAUAAUUUCUCUGAUUCGCCUCCUCCACUACCACUAGGGCGCUCGCCUCUCCUCCUCUGGCUCUGAUCCACUCUUCUCUCCACGAAAGUACGAGACCAACCAGACCAGUCCAGCCGCAGCACGCAGCCAGCCAGCCAUGGCCGUGGCUUGCGCGUCGCUUGCGGUUGCGGGCAGGUGGGAGAUCGGGGGCCUGUUCACGGAGGCGGAGCUGGCGGUGGCGGACCAGCUCGUGCAACUCAGCGGCAGCGGCGGAGGGGACGAGGAGGCGGCGUCGUCGGAGUCGCCGCGGUCGGUGAACACGUGCGCGGGCGCCGCGGCGUGGGAGGAGCGAGAGGAGGCGGCCGCCGGUCCCGCGCUGGGGGCGAUGGAGCUGGACAGGAGGGCGAGGAAGAGGUACCGCCUCCUGUCCGACGUCUACGCCGCCACGAGGCCGGUGGCCGGCGCCGGCACCGGCGCGGACAACGCCAGGAAGAGGAAGCGGGGUCACGAGCCGACCGAGGCGGAGCCGCGGAGGCGGGUACGACGAUCAGGUAGGUACGACGACGGAGAUCAGUACUUGUAGAAUCUAGAUGGAAUAUUACGGAGGUAGGAGAUGGGAGGGAAGCGCUUCUGUCUGUGUAAUUAUCGAAGAGUAGUAGGGUCUGUUCUGCAAUGUCAGUCUCCUUUAGCUUUUCAAAGUUCUCCUAGUAGUAGAAGAGAAGGGCACAGCAGCCAGCAAACAACAAAGGCAAGCUAGUUUGUACAGAAAGCUGUUGGUCGUACUGCUACGUUUUGAAUUCAAGAUUUGGAUCCGAACUGUGGGGGGUGGGCAGCAAGAUAUUUAUUUUCAGAUCAGAGAUCACG